UUUUUUUUCCCCGUCUCUUAAACCUAUAAAAGCUCUUCUGCGUCCAUAGACAAUCUUGGAGUUCCGAUCCUGCCAGAGCGAGCGAUUGAUCCUCGAAGAGAAAGAACAAGCUUCCGUCGAUCUUUACGCUGGAAAACGCUAAAACCGAAUCCUUGUUCUGUUUCUUGCGGAGAGAUGAACGGGGGAGCUUCUAGUUUCGAACAGUGUUACAGGUGUUACCCUGUCUCAUUCAUUGAGAAGGCACAUCUGGAGAAGGGCGACAAAAUUAUUAUGCCUCCCUCGGCUCUUGAUCGUCUUGCUUCUUUGCAUAUCGAAUACCCGAUGCUGUUUGAGCUGAGUAACAUUUCUGCAGAGAAAGUCACACACUGUGGUGUACUAGAAUUCAUUGCAGACGAAGGCCUCGUCUACUUGCCAUAUUGGAUGAUGCAAAACAUGCUUCUUCAAGAGGGAGAUCUUGUGCAAGUGAAAAGCGCCAGCUUGGUUAAGGGGACUUACAUCAAGCUUCAGCCCCACACCCAAGACUUCUUAGACAUCACUAAUCCAAAAGCCAUCUUGGAGACUGCGCUCAGGAGUUACUCUUGCUUAACCACGGGUGAUACAAUUAUGGUUCCUUAUAACAACAAAAAGUACUUCAUCGAUGUGGUCGAAACAAAACCUUCUUCAGCUGUUAGUAUUAUAGAAACGGAUUGUGAAGUCGAUUUUGCUCCUCCUCUUGAUUACAAAGAGCCCGAGAAACCGCAACAAAAGUCGGUAUCCGCGAGCAAACGGCCUCCUGAAGUUGAGGAAGAACUGCCGAGCAAAGUUCCGAAAUUCACACCAUUCACUGGAUCAGGAAGACGUCUAGAUGGAAAAUCUCCUGACACAGCUACCAAGCAACAGGACCAACCGUCUGAGAACGGGAAAGAAGAUACAAAUGCGUCGAGACCUGCACCAAGGCAGCGUUCAGGAAAGCUCGUCUUUGGAUCGAGCAGCAGUCCGGGUGUGAAAGAAACCGCCAAAUGUUUAUGCGGGUGGAUAAUGCAGGUUGAUCCAAAGAAUACCGCCCAAGAGACUGAAUCAAAAUCUGAAGAACCCAAGUUUCAAGUGUUCACGGGGAAGAAAUAUUCGCUGAAGGGUUAAAUAGACAAAAAGACCUUUUGGAGCAUGUCAGAAGCUGAGAACACUUGGGAACAUUCUCUGGCUUAGUCUUUUGGGCAUUCCCACGAAGAGCUUCCCUGAUUAUGUGUGGAUAUGUCCGAACUGGAAACGUAUAUCCACUCUUCAUCAACUGUUUUUAAUCUGUUACGGAAUCUCGGGAUCUUCAAACCGUCCUGUAUGGCUAAUGUUUUGGGAUGAAUAUGCACAGCUUAUAUGA
Molecule: messenger RNA, 1354 nt
Organism: Tarenaya hassleriana
Lineage: Eukaryota; Viridiplantae; Streptophyta; Magnoliopsida; Brassicales; Cleomaceae
Product: ubiquitin fusion degradation protein 1 homolog
Exons: 9
Coding region: 175-1119 (314 amino acids)
Cellular component (GO): VCP-NPL4-UFD1 AAA ATPase complex
Molecular function (GO): polyubiquitin modification-dependent protein binding
Source: RefSeq, a predicted model, not a curated record